GUUAAGUUUGACCAAAAAUAAAAUUUUUCAUUUUAGUCAAAUUGGACAAAAAUUAUGGGACGGAGGGAGUAAGAAAAAGAAAAAGGGAAAAAAAAAGAAAAAAAAAAGCUCUUCUUUCAUUUAAAAAUUUGAUCAACUAUAGGGGCUCCCGCUACAUAAGACAAUCUUAUAGGGGCUAAUUUACCAAUUUGAUCCAAAUUCAUUCUUCAACAAUUAAAGGGUUGUUUAGAAAAUUUGAUAAACUAUAGGGGGCCAUCUGUCAAUUCGUCUUGUAGACAAAUUAUUAAAGAAAAAAGGAAAAAGAAAGACGAAAAACAGUUAAAUUAGUCAUAUGGAGAAAGACCAAGCUGAGGAGAACCACCGGGGAGAAUCGCCGCCGGGGCCGGCGCCGGGAGAAGGCGGAGACCAUAAUGGGAGUUUGGAAUCUUCUACACUCACUCCGACUCCGACAUCUGCAUGCCUCUCUAAUUUGAUUACAUCGGUGAUUGAAGAAUUCGAUUCAAAAGCUGAACAAACUCUUCGGAGUCAGGAUCAACUCGCCUUCGCCCUCGAUCGUCUCACCGGAGAGCUUGAUCAGUUACUGGAUGAUGCGCCAUUGCCAUUUGUGAUGCAGCAUGCUGCCAGAAUUUCUGGUGUUAGGAAAAGGGUUACAUCUUUAAAUUCAGUUCUCAAGUCUAUACAGCGUCGUAUUGAUAACAUCGAGCGAAUAAUGUCUGCAGGAAGCACAUCAUCACAACAAGGUACUUCAAGCAGUUUACCAUGACGCUGUGAUAGUGUUUUUUAGCGCACUAGGUAUGUUAUAUUGCUUAAAAAAGCUUAUUUAACUUAUUAUUGCUGCUUAUUUGAAGUUGUUUUAGGCAUCCCAACUCCACGGAUCAUCAGAUUUAUUACAUUAUAUGAUCUCAUGACAGGCUUACUUAUAUGAAUGCUGUGCUCAUUUGAAGUGUUCUUAGGAAUCCAAAAAUAUGACUUGAAAUUAUAUGAUCUGGAGCAGCUGAUGUGAAUGGUUAGUUCCUUUUGAGAGGAGAAGUUAGCAGCCAGAAACCUUACAGAGGGGUUUAAAUGUAUCUUUUAGAGGGCAUAUACAUUUAUUUUCCUCGUGAUUGGUUUGUUGUAUGACGUGAGUUAUUGUGUUUGCUGUUGCUAAUCUAUCUCAACUCCCGUUUCUGUUUGGUGAUGACAGACGUAUGGUAGAGAUAAAUUUUGUAGGAACAGUAUUCGUAAAUUUUCAUGGAUCUUUGACCCCCAUAGUUUUAUGGUGAGUUGGAGUUUUGAGUUCCAAACUUUGAGCUCAUUUUUUUUAAGUCGUCAAUUGGGGCCAUUCAAAAUGCAUUCUGUGCUGGACUUAUUUGUACUUGAGCUCUCUAGACACCGUUUUCUUCAAUUCAACGUGCUUCUCAACUUCGGAUGCAGUUACAAUGUUGAACUCCGAUGAUAACCUGUCCGUGUAGGUAUAGUGAUGUUUACAGUCGAAUUAGGAGACUGUUGACUAACUAGUUUUGCAGAUAUCAUGCAAGCGAGCAGGCGCCUUCAAUGUGAUGAAGUAGCAUUCUGUAGCUAAAUUUUGUUUCUCCAUCCCCAUAGGGAUGCAUAUUUGGGCACAAACUCCGGUGAAAAUUGCAGACGGGUUAGAGGUAGACUUGGGAAAACUCAUUUGAGUGACGAGAAGUUCCUUCAAUACAAAGGUCCCGCAACCCAAUAUCACCAACUAUACCGUAUUAAUCCCCUGCUCCUCGGAGGUUAAUGAAGCUAAUAACAUUUUGACCCGAUGUCGCGGUAACUAGGUGGCAGUGUAAAGGAGAUGAUUCGAUGUCCAUGGGAUACGACAUCGAUGGGAUUGAAGAUCGAAUUUUGGUGGAUGGCUGCUACCCGAGUCCCGAGUACCUACCUACCUAUUAACGAAAAGAUUCAGAUUAUUAUGUUGUGUUGGGUUAUGUUAUCCAGGGACGAAACAUACUCAAAUUCAUUUCUCUGGUACUCUAGUUGUGCUAUGUCAGAUGUAAUGGAAUCCCUUAAAAAGUGUUAAAACCUUGGAACUACAGAAUAAAAAUGAAAGUCAAAACUGGAUGUUUUGAAACGGAGGAAGUACUAAUUAAUUUUAGUUUCUAAAAA
Molecule: messenger RNA, 2112 nt
Organism: Oldenlandia corymbosa var. corymbosa
Lineage: Eukaryota; Viridiplantae; Streptophyta; Magnoliopsida; Gentianales; Rubiaceae
Source: the annotation of a GenBank genome assembly